AUGGAUGGAGAGGCCCCCGCUACGCCUGGAGGACAAAAGGUCGCCAACCAGAGGGCAGGAUGGGAAAUGCAGGUGGUCCUCAUACUGUGCCUGCUGCAAGCUGCCAACGCGUUGAAGGGCCCGAGGCUGGUGUCUGGGGAGCCUGGGGGCGCUGUCACCAUCCGGUGUCAUUACACCCCCACGUCCAUCAACAGGCACCAGCGGAAGUACUGGUGCCGCCUCAGCCCCCUGACGUGGCUCUGCCACACCAUCGUGUCCACCAACCACUACACGCACGUUCGCUACAGUGGCCGCGUGGCUCUGGCAGACUUCCCGCACCGCGGCUUGUUUGUGGUGAGGCUGACCCAGCUGUCCCCGGAAGAUGUGGGGGCCUACCGCUGUGGCAUCGGAAACGGGAACAACAUGCUGUUCUUGAGCAUGAACCUGGCCGUCUCUGCAGGUAUGGGUGAGUCAAGCCCCAGAGCGACGCCAGCUGCCAGUGAGCUCGUCAGGAGAUUCUUCGGAACAGCCUCUCCAGCGGCCAACAGAUGGGCCCCAGGAACCACCCAGACUAUAGAAAGGCAGGGGACAGAAUGGGACAGAGUUGCUCUGACUCCAGACACUAGCAAAACAACAGCUUCAGCUAAGGGAAUGCAAACCCCAGGAACCCCUGGGUUGGCGGCUGCAGGGACAGUUAGCCGGGUAGAGAGUUCCAGCUGGGCCACCAUCCCUAUUCCGGAGAGUCCGACUUCAGCAGUUGGAGGGAUGCCCGAUACAGCAGAACGCGAUUGGCUGUGGGGCACCAGGAGCUCAGCAACAAAUAGAGCCGGGGCCAAAGAGGAGGGGAGAGAGACAACCACUGAGGCCAAUAGGCCAAGAGAGGAAGCAGAGAGGGUCAGAAUAGCCCUGGCUACGGCCUGGACAGCCAUAAAGACCAUCGGGCCAUCAACACUGGCCUCAGAGAAAUGGGUGUGGGAAACCCACCAAGCAGCAAGCUUGGUUUCUACGCCACAAGCCCUGGGCUCCAUUGAAGGAACUACUGGAGCCGCAGGUGUGUGGGCCUUAGGGCCCAGCAGCACAGAGAUGUCAUCUGCCGAAGAGAGCACUGAAGGAGACCUAGACAUGCCUGCUGGAGGCAGUGGUCCCCAAACAGCACCAAGCCAGGACCUGGUAGCAGGACCCCUUAGGCCCCCGGGCAAGGGGUCCUCCGUGAAGAGUGCUUCUCCAGAAGAGAAAAACAUCUCUCGGAUGCUGACUCCUGUCUCCGCGGUGCUGUGCCCACUUGCGCUUGUGGCUCUUGUUCUAUUGCAAAGGAAACUGCGGAGAAAGAGGACUUCUCAGGAGACAGAAAAGGCCCCGGGAGUCACCUUGAUUCAGAUGACACAUUUGCUGGGGCUGAGCCUCCAGCCAGAUCAGCUGCCCCAUGUGGAAAGGAAGAUACUCCAAGAGGAUUCUUCUCCUGCCCAUGCCACCAUGAGGGUCCCAGAGAGGGACCCUGGUCCCUGA
This is a messenger RNA of Eptesicus fuscus (big brown bat), 1485 nucleotides long. It is a transcript of the gene FCAMR, whose product is annotated as Fc alpha and mu receptor. The coding region runs from base 1 to 1485 and encodes 494 amino acids. The record is from RefSeq and is a predicted model, not a curated record. Gene Ontology annotation, molecular function: transmembrane signaling receptor activity. NCBI's taxonomy places the organism in Eukaryota, Metazoa, Chordata, Mammalia, Chiroptera, Vespertilionidae. The transcript has 6 exons. Gene Ontology annotation, cellular component: plasma membrane.